Molecule: messenger RNA, 5555 nt
Organism: Misgurnus anguillicaudatus (oriental weatherfish)
Lineage: Eukaryota; Metazoa; Chordata; Actinopteri; Cypriniformes; Cobitidae
Gene: cobl
Product: cordon-bleu WH2 repeat protein
Biological process (GO): actin filament network formation; actin filament polymerization
Cellular component (GO): dendritic growth cone; terminal web; plasma membrane
Molecular function (GO): actin monomer binding
Source: RefSeq, a predicted model, not a curated record
CGCGUUCUCGCCACAGAAUUCCCGGCUCAUUUCAGCGCGCGCUCGAGCAGACACGGGAACGGCGCUCGACGGAUUAGCACAGAAAUCACAGGCAAAACAUCUUUACCGCGGUUAAACUGACGAGGACGAGCAACGGAAGCGGUUACAAAUAUAUAUGAAUGGUCUUUGAAAGUAUCCCAAUGUCUCAGCCUGGAUGGACAAGUGAAGCAUUGAAGUAAAGAGGAUUUAUUAGUUGACAUGAGUUUGGGAGACGCUGCGGUCAGAACUCCUGCAGGAAGGAGAAUGAAGGCCAGAGCCCCCCCUCCACCUCGACCCCCUCAGCCCGCUCCUCGAAAGGUCUAUCGUAAUGCUGUGCCUGAUGGAGGAGGAUCUUCUGUUGGAGACAGCAAGGAAAACAUUCUUCAGUCCAGCGUGGAUCUCCACAUCACUCUGCCUACAGGGUACCAGACCACCAUCAUUGUGGACGGCAGAAAAGCUCUGAUGGAUCUGUUGGUGGAUCUUUGCAGUCAGUACCAUUUAAAUCCAUCAUAUCACACCCUAGAGCUGCUGUCACCUGAUGCUCAACCUGUCAGCUUUAAGCCCAACGCCCUGCUUGGUGCCCUGGACGUCUCCUGCGCCCUGAUCAAAGAACGAGUCUUUGAGGACAAAGUGAUACGGAAACCUCCACCCAAAGUGCCAGAGAAAACUGUUCGUGUGGUGGUGAACUAUCAUCGCAAUCAGAAGGCUGUGGUUCGAGUAAAUCCAUUGGUCCCCCUGCGUACCCUGGUGCCUGUGAUCUGUCAGAAGUGCGAUUUUGAUCCGGCCUGCGUACUGCUGCUCAGAGACAAUAUCAGCAACCACCAGCUGGACUUAGACAAAUCCUUGAGUGAUCUGGAAAUCAAGGAACUCUAUGUCCUGGACCAGACACUAGUUCUCCGGCCUAAAAUGGCUUUGACACCUGGCCUGAGCUACUCAGCAGAUUCUCUUCACUCCAGUCAAAGUCUGAGUGGCUCAGACAAGAAGGGACUACUGGGAUUUCUGAGAUUUAAUCGCAGGAAAUCAAAGACUGGAGAUCAGUCCUCUGAGGACAUGGACAGUCUUGAUGGUGAGAGUGUUGUUGACAAUGCAGAUACUAAUAUGAAUGGUGUGUCAUCGGUGGCAAGCGGCCCAUGUAUAGAGACCCGUCCAAGCACUUUGGGUCAGUCUCAGUCUGCGAUGAACAUCUCCAGAAUGUCCCCAAAAGUGGAGUUAAAGAAACGCCAGGCUCCAGCACCCCCGCCAGCACCCACACAGAUGACAACAUCACAGUUAAAGAAGCGCAAGGCUCCAGCACCGCCGCCCACCCCGACCCCCAGUACACCUGAGCCAGUUUGCUCGACACUAUUGUAUGAGGCGCCCAUGCGGGCCCCCAGGAUCCCUGUGCCGGCAGAAAGGACCCUGGUGGCAGUCACCACAACUUCAGCCGACGACUCCGUGUCUGAUCUGAGUCACAGUAUUGAGGAUUCAGAACCGGCCGGGUCCAUCUGCAGUAGCUCCAGUGGUGAUGAUGCAGCUGCAGGUUCCAGCUGCAGCAGUCUUGCUGAGGAACCUGUGGCACAUCGGGUUCAGGUGAUAGCUGAGUACACCCCAUCUAAACCACAGGCUGAACCUGUGCCUAAACACAAAGAAGAACCAUCACCCAAAAUCACGAGAGAAGAGGAACCUGGUCCCAGUCCCACACUGGAAGAGACUGCAGUGAGGGAGCUCAAAAUGGAGGAGAUGGAGAAUAACCGCAAUAGUGGAAUAGCCUGGUUGCAUUCAGCUCAUAAGUCUGAGUCAGAGAGGGUAAAAGAUCAGGAAGUGGAAACGAUGUCUGUGGGCAGCUGUGAGAGCUUUGCAGACCAAGGCUACGCAGCAUCAGAGGGCAUGGCUGAAGAGCCGAAUCCGGUUUCUCUCUCAGAAACGAUCCAGUCCGCAUCACCUGUAAGCAUCGUCUCUCUGAAUGGUGGCUCAGAUGUGCCUGUGAAGCAGUCUAAAGACUCUUCCAGUGACAGCGAUGAAGGCUGUGCCACCUGGGGCUCCAGACACAGUACUGGGAAUAUACAGCGAGGACAUCAGCCAAUCAAGAGACAGAACAGUUAUGAGGAGGAUCCAGAGAUCACAGCUCAGAUACACCUGACCUUAGCCGCUUUAGAUGCAAAUCUAGCUGACAUGAAUCAGUCAGAUGGAGGAUCUAUGUUUGUGGAUGAUGAAAUCCCAGUGUCUGUUGUCGACAUGGACAUUCCAGUUACAACUAUCGAUGAAGUUCCUACUGACGACACAUACAGCAAGAAGGAGCAUUUGGUGCCAGCAUCAGCCAGAACUUCAAACAUUACCAAACAAUCACGCACACUAUAUGAGGCUAUUCAAAACAAAAACAACAAUGCCAGUCUGACAGCGAAGAACGUGAGUCCAUCUUCAGGCAUUCAGAAGCAGUUACAAGAUCCUAAGCUUACGAAAAACAUGAGUCCGUCUCCAGACAACCAGAAGCAGUUGCAAGAGCCGAAAAUCACAGACAUUAAAAAAAUUGUGAGUCCACCUCCAGACAACCAAAAGCAGUUGCAAGAGCCUAAGCCCAGUGACAAUAAGGAACAGAAGUUUGCCUUGAACCAUGACACUAAGGGUAAAGCUAAAACUGAAGGACCAAAUGGUCAGAAUAACACUGUAUCUCAAAAGCCGCAAAGUCAAGUUGUGCGUCAAACUGUUCAAAGCAUUCAGAAGGUUUCUGAUGACAAACUAAAAUCCUUACCUGUGGUCCGAAAGCUUAGCACAGAGACUGUUAAUGAAGAAAGGAUGCCUGUUAACACAAUGCACGGUAAGAUCACCCAGAGCUCGGUCUCACGGUUUGGAAUGAAAACUUUUGUAGUGGUCCCUCCCAAACCGACUGUGUCCCAGACUCAAAAGCCUGCAGGUUCUCUAGUUGUGGGUGCCAUUAAGAUCGACGAACAAGGAAACAUGGUUACACGAAGACAGAUUAACACUACCUCAGAGAAACACGGCAGACAUGAAGAGGUCACUAAUGUGAAGACAGAAUCCACCCCAGGACAAGCCAAAGCUUUCUGGAACUUGGCAGAGAAACAAGAACAAGACCAAUCAACGAUGGCCAACCAAGGACCCACGGUGAAGAACAGAGAUACUAAUGGUUUCAAGCCCUCAUCUGUAUCUGCACCCUUUAAACUUUCAGAGAAAUCACACAUUGAGGAAACACCCAAAGAGGUGAUUAUAUUAGAAAGGAAAUCCAUACCUGUGGUGGCAAAUAAGCCUUCAUUUCUAGACCCUGUGGAAAAUCCAGGUGAAGGUCGAGAUCUCUCUUUUCUGAAACCUUCCAGAAGAACAUCCAGCCAAUAUGUAGCUUCUGCCAUUGCUAAAAACAGUAGCAUUCCCAAUGCUAAAAUACAUACAAUUCAGGAGCCACCUGAGUCUGUGGGUAAGGUUCAAAAACUACCUUUCAAUCAACCGUUCAAGAAUGAGGGUAAACCUCCUAACACACCUUCCGUGGGUUUGUACAAACCUGCAACCACCUUAAAACCAACAGAACGUUCAACGACGACUUUUGCAGGGCCUACACGCUCGCAAAGUAACCCCAGUUAUGUUGCAGAAAAGGUGGUGAUUUCGGAAAACUUCAGCAGUGUUAAAGAAGAAACAUUUCUUGGAGUAGACAAAACCAAAUCAUUGGACUUACAUUCUACAAAUAAAGUACAGUCUUUAACACAAAAAUCUGCUCACAUUAAACCCAUUAAAUCCUUCUCUGAAGAAGCCACAUCCAUCAGCAAAUUCCCAGACACCUCCUUUCCUCGACAGAUGCCAACAGACUCCACACGUCCACCGCUAGGGAAUAAGUCGGAAGUACACAAAUCUGAGCCUUCGUCAGAACCCAACCAGGGUAACAUGUUCGGAUCAGUUAAGAAGUUUAAACCUGUUAUUUUCAAGCCUGUCCAGAAGGACGCUUCUCUUCAUAGUUCACUAAUGGAGGCCAUUCAGUCUGGAGAGGGGAUUGAACGCCUUAAAAAGGUAUCUCCUUCUAGCAAUAGCACUAUUAAGAAGCCGUCAUUUGGUGAUGCCGAGAAUGAGCACUCAGCACUUCUGUCUGCAAUAAGAGCUUCAACCAACACUUCCAGACUGAAGAAGACCAAAUCUGAAGCUGCUAAGGAGCUGGAGCAAUUCAGGACGACUGAGGAGGACAGAAACAUCCAGAAAGAUAAUAUCUCACCUCCUCCCACCUCUCCUCCUGCUUUUGUGCCACCCCCACCUCCAGCCUUUUGUCCUCCCCCACCUCCAUCCAAGCCGCCUCUAGUGUUGCCUGCCGGGGGGAACCCAGAGGCGACCCGUGAGGCUCUUCUGGAGGCCAUUCGCUCCGGCUCAGGAGCCCAGCGUUUGAGGAAGGUCCCUGCAACACAGACAAGGAGGAAAGUAAACGGAAAGCUUGGCACUGUUCAGGCAACAUCGGCACUUUCUCACGGACACUAGAAACUUUCGCUGGAUCGCCGUUUGGGUUUCCAGGAACCCAGAGCCAAAUCUGGUGUUGUAUCAUUUAUGCUAAUGCUGUUGCAGAUAAUGCUAACACAGCCUUCUUUAUUUAAAGUGAUAUGCUGCUUCAAUGCCGUGCCAAUAAUUAUUUGCUUAGUUUUAGGCACUUUAUGUUCUGCUACUGGCAUUUUGAUGAUGAUAUUGCAGUUCUUUGCUACCGCUGCUUGGCACUCGAUAUUGCUUUUUCAUGCAUGUCUGCCUGACUACUACUGUAUAUCUUUAUCAGUAUUUUACCUGAAUAUAUUAUGCAGGUAUUUUCUGUUGUAUCACAGUAUAAGGUGGUUUGCUGCACAAUUCAAUCCACCUGCCAAUCACAAGGAUAUUUGGCAAUGUGCUGGUGUUUUUUUAAGCUACAGUAGAUGGUUAGUGUCACAGUUCAAGGUUUGUUAUUAUGUUAUAUUUCUUUAUACUUUUCAUCCCAGUGCUUUCAGAAUGAGUAUACGAUAUUCCACUAGUUAUAAUAAUAGUAGACUGUAAACUACAGACAGAUGAUCUAAAUAGUUGAGGCAUUACAGAUACAUAUGCCAAUACUUUCAAAUCAUUCUGUAAGACAUUACUGUAUUUUGAAAACAGUUUUUUUGCCUUAUAGAUAGUGUAUGAUAUGAUUAGACAUCAUUAAAAUGUAAUCAAUGCCUAUUCAGUAAGCUGCUGAACCGUGCUCUGAAGCUGGUAUGUGCUUCAGCUUUACUUUAUGCCAUUGGAGAAUCGUACACUACAACACAGAAAAUUGUUUAAUAUAUUUACACAGGUUGUACAUCUUUUUGUUGUUAUUUAGUACUUUAGACUAUAUGAGAGAUCUUUAUGGUUGUAAUAUUGAAUUUAUUACAUGUGUAUACAAAAGCUAAAAGUUGUAUAUUUUUAAAAGUUUACUUUAAACUAAUAUAAUGUUCACUAUACUGUCACAAUAUAGCGAGAGAUUUUUUUAUGAUUUUUGUAAUGUAAAAAUUCAAAGUUGUUUUUGCUUUUGUGAUUGCAGCUCUAAUUGAUUCCAAGUUGUAAAUCAAUAAACUAUUUUUAGUUUACAAAAUGUU